Neurospora tetraspora is the source of this 802-nucleotide messenger RNA. RefSeq names its product cytochrome oxidase c subunit VIb-domain-containing protein. The transcript has 2 exons. Gene Ontology annotation, cellular component: respiratory chain complex IV; mitochondrial intermembrane space; mitochondrion. Bases 274 to 621 code for a protein of 115 amino acids. Lineage: Eukaryota; Fungi; Ascomycota; Sordariomycetes; Sordariales; Sordariaceae. The record is from RefSeq and is a predicted model, not a curated record. Gene Ontology annotation, biological process: mitochondrial respiratory chain complex IV assembly.
GUUGCCUGCCGCAGAACAAAUCCCCAGCUGGAGCUCCAAUUGACGACCUACCUACCCGGUACUGAUAGCGGGACAAGACAAGCUCGAUAAGCUUCCAUCCCAGCUCGGCUCGGGAAUCAUUCGCGAAUUCGAUCCCAAGUUUCCACCAAUUCCCAACCUAACAACCCAUCUUAACCAACAACUCCAACCUCCUCUGCCCCCUUCCCGUCCGCUCACCCUCCGAGGCCCGCCUGUAUACCUAAAACCCGAAACGAAGCGACCACAACAACAAAAAUGGUCCUAGGCCUCUUCGAACAAUCCGAAGCCGACAAGCGCGCGGCCGAGGUGCGCGCCGGCACCGUUGCGCCCACGCGCUCCGAGCGCCAAAAGUGCUGGAUUGCGCGCGACGGCUACUUUGCCUGCCUGGACCGGAACAACAUCAUCGACGCGCUCAAGGACGAGAAGGCGGCCGUGAAAGCAUGCAAGGCCGAGAGCGCCGAGUUUGAGAAGGAUUGCGCUGCUCAGUGGGUCACAUACUUCAAGAAGUGGCGCGUCCAAGACAUCCAGAAGAGGGCUCGCCUAAAGGAGCUCGAGGCCCAGGGCGCCGUCAAGAUGGACGUCAACACCGACUUCAAGCAGUAGAAACAAUCCCGAUUCGUCCGAUCCGGUCCAAGCCAAGCCAAUCCAAUCCAAUCCAAACCGGUGUCGACUUUCUAUAAAAGUCGGGAAGACGGGGGUGGGAAGAAGAAAAACAAGGACGAUGUAAAGAUAGUGUGUAGUUGGUGUAUGUAUAUAUGCAUGGGAUAAGGCGUUUAAAUCUGAG